AUGUACUCAACAAAGGUGCUUAACAAGAAUAUAGCUGAAAGCUACCUCACCAUUGGUGAUCCAUAUCGUGAUCCGCACAUAAUCGAAGGCAAGAGCUCACGCCACAAGGGCAAACAAAUUUUUACUGUUCCGGCAAAGGACACGAGCAAUGGAUUGGGGUACUUUGAGAAGAAAUCGUACACUUCGGAUCCGUUGCAAGACAACACCGCCUAUCUUAAAUCGCAGCCAAUGGAUACACGAAAGUCUGGUUUCGGUUCCAAGGAUGCAAGUCGGCGAGAUGAGUUUAUGAGCCAUAUUCGAACAGAGCAGUAUCGUGAAACAUUACACACAGAGAAUAAGAUUCUCGACAAACAGAAGCAGAAAGACCCGCCAUAUUUUUCUGCUGCACUAAAUUCGUUGAACCAAAGUCGUGACUUUCCUGAAGGUCUUUGCAAAACGAAACACCUGUACGACAUUGGGCGCUCACAAAAUACCGAGUUUAAUCAAAAAUCACAUCGAGAUACCUUCUACACGAUGCGUGCAGGAAAUUCGCAGUACAAAAGAAAUAACGGGCCAUUUAUGCUUACGUCCGAGUCAAUUGGUCUAGGUGCUGACGAUGUCGCGAAUAAUCGGCCGACCCCAAAGGGAGCUAGCACUAAACAGUUUUUCGAUCACAGCCAUCUGCACACUUAA
This is a messenger RNA of Plasmopara halstedii, 672 nucleotides long. RefSeq lists its product as uncharacterized. The record is from RefSeq and is a predicted model, not a curated record. NCBI's taxonomy places the organism in Eukaryota, Oomycota, Peronosporomycetes, Peronosporales, Peronosporaceae. Bases 1 to 672 code for a protein of 223 amino acids. The transcript has a single exon.